AUGUGUGAUACAUCGAUAACCAAAGUUUCGUCUUCCACAGCACCCGUUGGUGAAAUGGGACAAAAGUAUUUGGCUUGUGGCAAAUCUCUAUCAAUGAGAAUGUGGGACAAUGAAAAAGCAACAAACGAACCAAAGCCAUUAUCAACACGUGACUAUGAAACAUGUGGUUUUGUCAUAUCGGGCAAAGCUGAAUUGCAUUUCGAAAACGACCAAAAAGUUUUACUUUCACCAGGUGAUUCGUGGAUCGUACCAANAAACUGGAACAUUUCUAAUGGUUUUAUGGUUUAUUAG
Adineta ricciae is the source of this 291-nucleotide messenger RNA. NCBI's taxonomy places the organism in Eukaryota, Metazoa, Rotifera, Eurotatoria, Adinetida, Adinetidae. The record is from the annotation of a GenBank genome assembly.